Messenger RNA from Ochotona curzoniae (black-lipped pika), 2895 nucleotides. RefSeq names its product leucine-rich repeat-containing protein 37A3-like. The transcript is spliced from 2 exons. Lineage: Eukaryota; Metazoa; Chordata; Mammalia; Lagomorpha; Ochotonidae. Bases 1 to 2895 code for a protein of 964 amino acids. The record is from RefSeq and is a predicted model, not a curated record.
AUGACCCAGCUGUGCCUGUGGGUCCCAUGGCUCCUCUUUGUGUGGCAACCUUUGUGGUCCACACAAACCUUUGUUUGCCAAGGUUUGGUCCAGGCCACCAAACCUUGGCAAACGACCCAGGACCCAGUCCAGCUGACUUUUGACUCCUCAGGGCUCUCAGAGUCCUCGGUUUCACACUUCUCUGAUCACCCUCCUAGAUCACCCGAUGGCCUCACAGGGCCAGCAGAUCCUGGGGCCUUUGAUUACCUGGCCUCUUCUACUGCCUCACCAGCUUUGAUCCUGCCUAAAGAGUUGACUGAGGGUUUGGUUCCAUUCUUGGACUCGAAUUCUGCUCAAGAGCUGCCCCCACAACCAGAUCACCUUGAAGUUAUGUAUCAGGAUCUGAAUGACAAGCAACAUUGGCAACAAAGGCUCCCUAAUGUAGUUCACAUGCCAGAUGGAGAUAUGCCUCCUCGACUCAGGCAUAAGAUGGAAACUGCAGGUCUAGAUCAGGCUGUGGAUCAGUCAUUUGAAACAUUUGUUCCAACUCUAGAUAGUCUGAGCUCAAAGGCAACCAAGUUGAUUGUUUCACCUCUGAAGUUGAAGAAGGAUCUAGCUCAGCAUCAGCAACUUGCUGAGCUUGCUGGGAUGCCAGGCCAAUCUGCAAAGCCUCAGCGUCCAGAGCCAAUUCUGCAGGAUGAUUAUGAACAUCCUAGCGUGGAUACAGUUUAUCCUGGCAUCUUACCUCUGGAAUUCCAGGUGAACCCACGUGAGCUGCGGGAGUCCUCUGAGCAAAUGGAACCAUCUCAAUUUCAGCUAGAGGGCCACUCCUUUUCACUCCAACAAGAAGCCCCAGCUCAACAUCUACAGCACCUUGAAAAGGAAUACUAUCCCUCAACUCAGGAGGAGGCCCCACCUCAAAAACAACAGGCCCCUGAGGAGGCAAAACUUUCUUUAACUCAACGGAUGGCUUCAGCUCAGAAUCAAGUUGUUCCUCAAGUUGGAGGUCAGUCAUCAGUGCACCAUGUAGUGAACGCUCCAUCUCAAGGUCCAAAGGAAGAUCUCCACUCAGAUUUGCCCAGUGUCACAGCUAAACCAGCAGACACGGAGCUUACAGUAACACCAAAGGGAUGUAAGGAUGCUCAUCCUAUUCUAAACCAGCAUCAGACCACAGCAUAUACUGAAGGGCACCAUGAGGAGAUGAAAUCUUCCUCAAGUCAAUCAAGAGCCCUGCAUGCGACCCCACAGGUCCCUGAGUUGGUGAGAUCUUCAACCCAGUCAGCGGGCCAAGUUGAAGUACUAAAGUCCCUGUUGGAGAAAAUAGCUCCGACCCCUCUGGGUUUUGAGGCACAAGUUCAGCCUCAAAGUCAGGAUCAAACUCAUUAUCAUGUUCCCAAUGUGACAUUUAAGCCUACAGAUAUGGGGGUUCCCAUAACUUCAGAGACUACCAAAAAAGUUGAAUCUUCUUCAACCAAGAAAGUGAUCUUAGCUCAGAUUCUGCAAGUUACUAUGGAGGGAAAACCUUCUCCCAGUAAAGGGAAGGUACUAGAGCAUUAUGCUGAGUCUCCUAAACAGGCUAACCUUUUAGAUAAGCAAGAGGCCAUAGCUCAGUCUCCAGGUCCUCCUGUGGACCCUAAAUUUUUAUUCAAUGAGUACAAGCCACACAUUCAGCAUUCUGAUUUAUCUGGGAGGGUUGAACCUUUUGGAAAAUACUUGGAAACCCCCACACAAUCUGAAAAAAACCCUGAGAAAAUCAAACUUCCAGACCAGCAGAAAAUCUCAGAGGCAGUACCAGAGUUUGGCAUCCAGAGUAAAGCUCAGAGUCUGCCAGGACAUGGGGUGAUGGUUCAUUCCGCAGUACAACAUCAGACUCAUGAUUAUGACAGUCCCAAUGUUGCAGGUAAGCCUGCAGAAGUGGAAGUUCUCAUAACUACAAAACCUACCAGUAAGUUCAAAUCUUCUCUAAACCAGCAUGCAGUCCCUGUUCAGAUUCUGGGAGCCCCAGUGCAAACAGGGCCUUCUGCCAGUCAACAGGAGAAGCCAGCCGGGCAUGCCACGCCUCCUGUGGAGAGUGAUCGUUCUUUAGCUCAACAGAGAUACCCAACUCAGCCUCAAACUUCACCCGUGUACACCAAACUUUCUCCCAAAGAGCAGCAGGAGCUAGUUAAACCUACAGAGUUUCCUGAGCAGACUGAAUCUUCUGCUAGCCAGAUGGAAGCUCCAGCAAGGCCUUCAGAGCUCCCUGAGGAAGUCAAACUUCCAGCCCAAGAAGAGUCUCCAGCUCAAGCUUCAGAAUCUCCUAUCCAGAAUAUAGUUCAAGCUCCAUUGAGUCAGGAGGAGACAGAUGAACCUGCAAGUCAGGAUCAAAAUUAUCAUGAUAACAUCCCCAGUGUUACACUUAAACCUGUAUUUAUGCAAAUUACCAUAGCUUCAGAGCUGACUGAAAAGGGUGAAACUUCUCCAACCCAUCAGGAACUGCCAGACCAGAUUCUGGGAGCUCCUGUGGAAAUGCAGGCUUCAGCCAAGGAGAAUCCAAUUGACUAUAAGGAGUAUCCUAUGGAGACUGGCCGUUCUUUAGCUCAGCAGAGAUACCCAACUCAGCCUCCUGGUCCUCCAGUGGGCACAGAAAGCUUACCCAAUGAGUCAGAGCAGCCAGCCCCAACUUCUAUGUCUCCUGAAGCAAUUGAACUUCCUGCUAGCCAGAUGGAAGCUCCAGCAAGGCCUUCAGAGCUCCCUGAGGAAGUCAAACUUCCAGCCCAAGAAGAGUCUCCAGCUCAAGCUUCAGAAUCUCCUAUCCAGAAUAUAGUUCAAGCUCCAUUGAGUCAGGAGGAGACAGAUGAACCUGCAAGAACUGCCAGACCAGAUUCUGGGAGCUCCUGUGGAAAUGCAGGCUUCAGCCAGGGAGAAUCCAGUUGA